GUGCUUCGUGCGGAUGACUGAUGACACAACUUUCAUUUGUUAUUCUUACCGAUAAAAGUAUGGUGGUUGAAGUGGAUUCUUUGACAUUGUUUUUGUAGAUUAAUCCCCAUAAAUUACCAGUAACUAGUUGUAAGAAAUUAGUGGGUAGGAUGGCAGAAGCAGCGGUAGAAGACAGACCUCCACAGAGGUUCUAUUGCCACAUGUGCCACGUUCAGUUUCAGCAUGCCUCGGCGGACUUCACUUGUCCCCACUGCUCGGAUGGCUUCAUCGAGGAGCUCUUGGAGGCCCCAGAGGGCAACGAAGAGAUGGCAGACGUCGAUGAUUGGGAAGAAGACGAUUGGUUAGUAGAAGAUAGACGUCCAGGUAGUCGUCCAUUGAGAUCUGAUGGGACUCGUCCUGGCAGAAGGUACGCUAAUACUCGAGCAAGGAUAGUAAGGCCCAGGACCCUAACACGAUUAGCCUCUUCAAAUUUACGACAGCAGUUGCCCUUGGAAAACCUACUGCAAGACUUUAUAGUAAAUUUGGGAGUUGGCGUGAACUGGGGAACCCCGGGAGGUAAUUGGCAACUGUUUCUAGGCAACCCUGGUGACUAUGCCUGGGGUAGGGAAGGUUUGGAUGCUAUUGUCACACAGCUGCUCAAUCAGAUGGAUAGCACAGGUCCACCACCAGUUUCGAAAGCUGUAAUAGAUGCCCUCCCCAUAGUAGAGAUCACCUUAGAACAGUCUAUAGCGAAAUUGCAAUGCAGUGUGUGCUGGGAAGACUUUUUAACAGGCGAGAGCGUUAGGCGAUUACCCUGCCAGCACGUAUACCAUGAGCCGUGCAUCAGGCCGUGGUUAGAGUUGCACGGCACGUGCCCCAUUUGCAGGCAGAACUUGAGCAACGGGGACUCGGAUGACAGACGUGGCGACGGAUCGGAAGGAUCUGCAGGUGGCGGUGGAUCGCAAGGAGAAGGAACCGCCGGGGGACCUGCUGUUGGCGCACCUCUGUCGCUCAGCAUGUUGCGAACGCUGUUCCCACCACCGCACACACCGCCCUCUAGCGGCAGCGGAGGAAGCGCCAGCUCGAGCGGUACCGCCAUGGAGACCAACGACAGCGAGGACCCUCCAUCGCAGCACCAGCGACAGCUAUCCUUGAGCCGGUCAAGGUUUCAAAGCAACUCGUCUAUGAUGUUAGGUAUUUUAACGGACGUAUCUGUUCCUGUUACGGCAUCUGGCGGCAGACUUAUUUCUGUUUAUCUUAUUUAAUAAUGCACGUUGGUCAGAUUGAACACUUUUUAUAAAUUUACACGUAGUACUAGAUGUUGUAUAAUAUAAAAUUAUUAUUGACGUAUUUUAUUUAAUUGAAUAUGGGUUCAAAUAUUAUGAAAUAAUCAGAGAAUCAAGAUAAGAAGGCAGUAAGGCAAAGCGGUGUUAGGCUCAAAUUUGAUACCCAGCCAGACAAACCAAUGGUUCAAAUGCAGCUUAUAUCAACGUUCGUUAAUAGGAAAAUACGUUGAACUAAGGUUGCAUACCGCCACACAGUAAUCCAGCUCCCUGAUUCCAAAUGAAUUUCGACUGUUGAAAUUAGUUUCCCGUCAUACAUAUAACCUACUGUGAUAACGCUUGCUUUCAGCGAUCUUUUAUAGCCGAUUUAUCAUGGCAGUGUCAAAGUUAUUAAAGAUCUAAUAUGUGAGACACGAAGAUGGUUCAUCCUGCCAGUACGGAUGAGCUAAAUCCGUUUCCGAUCGUGGUACACUUCACCGUUAUCAAUGGAAUUUUUUUGCUGAGAUCACAGUAAAAAUUAUUCCAAAUGUACCUUUGAAGUAGAAUUAUGCGUAUCUUCGUCAGCACCCUGUAUACAGGGUGACUUUGAAGUUGAGUCAUUAAUUUUCAGAUAGUGAUUGUAGAAGGAAGAUAAACCAAAAUAUGUGUGUAAAAAUAAAAAAAAAUGUUACCUUGUUUUAUAAAGUAUCCUCCCGACAAGUAUUUCAGUGAGGACCUGUAUUUGAUCGUGCGGUCUUGGAGCACCGGCAUCCCCUGUGAGGUCUUAAGUCACCUGAUUCACGAGCCCUUUGUACUACAUUAACAAAGGCACGAGGGGUUGGUUGCACUCGAUUGGCAAACCGAUUUUGUAAAGACUACGUUGUCGCCAAACACGAGCACACAUAAUAUUAUUAUUGAGACAGGGCGGUACUCAAACUUCUAAAGGGCUAUAACUUUGUUACUUUAAUUUUACCAGAAAAAUGUUAAAGGAAAAAAACAUUUCUUUUGAUCAGAUCUACUCACUGUUAAAAUAAAUGACUCAACUUCGAAGUCACCCUGUAUAGGUAAAUCUUGUUUAAUGACUUUUUCCAUUAACGACCUUUGACAUUUGAACCAUCUGUUUAUCGGGCUAGUUAAGUUUAGUCGAACCUGUGACUAUGGUUUUUGCGCUAUGUAAAAUUCCUUGUUCCUUAUUGAAAAAACAACUGAAAUUACUUUGAGUUACUCAAAAUCCCUGAAAUUUAAUUUCAAUGUAUUUAUUUUUGCUGUUUCACAAUUUUUAUUUAUUUUCUUACAUUUCAACGAUGGUUGUUUGGUCACUAGGAGUAUGUGCCAAAUAAAUACAUACUCUUAAACUUAGAGAUGUGCUUGCUUUAAUUCGUAUUUAAGUAUGAUGAUUAUUAUUUUUAUCACAAUUUAUGCUGAUGAUGACGUCGAGUUGUUUUAUUUUGACCACGCUGCUCUGCCAUCUGGUGUAGAGUUAGAUAAUGUUAGUAUCAGUGUAACUCGAAAGGAGAUUGGCGACACCCCCGUUUUUGAAAGGGUACGGAUCUGGAUGAUAAGGUUUGCUAACAAAAAUUUGGAAAAUUGAAUGCCUGAUUGAUCAUCCUGGAACGCGUGACACAACAGGAGUCAGACAAUUUGUUUGGAGGACAAUUAGUAUUGUAAAUUACAUUUAUUUGCUUAGCUAGAGAGUUGCCAAUUAUGUGAUUGUAGGUUCAACGACAAACGUGGUAUUUUCAAUCUGAAGCCUUCAUAUUGUAUAAUGUACUACUCACUCUAAUUAUUGGUCUCUGUUGAUCAUUGGCUUAAGGGCCGUUCCUACAAUUGUAGGAUGGCUGUAUGACCUUGAUUUCCAUAGUAUUUUCUCUCCUUCAGAAAGGCUAGGGUAUUUAUAGACUUCUACUGUUCCGUGUCAGCGUCAGCGCCCUCCUAAUUAUGAUUUGUAUUUUUAUUUAUCUUGUAUUUUUGAAUUGCUCAGUCUGUUAAAACAUGAUGAAAAUCAAACACAUGAACAAUUUGGUGUAAAUAGAUAUUUGUAACAUACAGCGCCUUUCUGAAGGACAGGCAGCAGCGGUGGCCGCAGUAGUAGGCUCUUCGGUCUCCUGAUCAGUCGCCGUGCGCUGUGCGGGUUCGAGUCUCGUCCCAGGAGAAAUUUUUCUCUUGGCUAUGGAUGUUGUGAUUGUCCGUAGGUGGUAGACGGUCUCUGACUGUCGAACGCGGAGGUACCACCCGGCGGAUCUCGUAGGCGGAGCCAGAAUGUGUGCAUGUUGCAUGCACACGUGUUCCCUCGCCAGAGUCCGUGUGGCGUUCCCCCUUUCCCAUGUAUCCCCCUAUAGCCCCACGGUACCCAAUGGGUGCUUAGGCCUUAGGCCUUCGUGGUAGUUGAAGUUCAAACAAAAAAAAAAGGAAAAACUGAAAAUCAAGUAGACCAUAAAGACGUCCUACAAUUAAUUGUAGGAACGACUGGCGAUAUGAUCCAAAAUGUCAAAUAAGGUCAACGUAUGUAUACGUGAUAUUUUGGUUGCCGAAACUGAAUUUUCUAUCAAGAGUCAAGUUAUCUAUUAUCGACAGACAGCUUGAGAACAAAAACAUUAAGUAUUUGGGUUAAUGUCUGACGGUGUUAUUGAAUCAAAUCGGGUUCAUUUGCUUACAAAAUGUAUCAAUUUUAGAAUAUCAUUUAAUAGCAUUUACAUGGACAAUCGAAUCGAUAAGGCAAUCAAUUUGAUUAACUUAUAAUUUGGAGGAAGCAUGAUUAAACAAUUUGUAUGAAUCAUAAUUUUCAAUGUGUUUCAAAUGGUAGCAUUUUUUUGACAGUUUGUUGUUAAGGUGAUAUUUUACAAAACUAUUGAAUCAUUUGACAUUUACGCGUUAUUGGAUCGAAAGCUGUUUUAAUGAUUACUUUAUUUUCUUUUAUAUAAAUUUAAUAAUCUACAAUAUUACUUUAAAUUCUAUCUAAUAACUCACACAUAUAUAGUAGAUAAAAAAAUAAAUGCACAGGUCAACUAAAAUCGAAAAAUCUCAUUCCUCGUCCAACUCUGUUCAGAAUUUAGGAAACCCACGACAAUGUUUUCAACAUAUUUUAUUUCACUUUUUAUCCGGUUGUCAGAUCGGUGGACAUCGAGCUUAGUACGGAUCUUAGAUUAUAAUGAAAUAAGGAAGCGUUGUAAUCAACGACUCUCGAAGGCAAUAAGGAGGCCUUAGAUUGAAAAAGGUCGUUCUUUCUUGAUAUUAAUAUUUAACAUCUUUUCUGUGACUCCUGUGUGUCAAGUCUGUCGAAGUCGCUACAAAACAUGUAGUCGUACCAGAAUGAAACGUUGAAAACAAUACAAUACAAACAAUAAUUUUCGCUGGCGAAUUGAACCUUCAGAUCCUAUCAGUUUUGCCAAUCUUCUUUAUCAUUGCAAUGAAGAACACCUCACAUUAUUGAUUUUUCCUGAUGUUCGGUUACAUUAUAUUUAUUGCUAAAUCCGUAUGAUGUGCUUUAAGGUAACUGCUUCGUUAGAGUGAUAUGAUAAAUGCUGUAGAAAAUAAAAAAUCUUAGGCAUUCCAGAGACAUGUGGUUACUCGUUUUGAUCGUGCAUUGAACUGAAUGAUGAAGUUUUUGUUUCAAAAAUAGCUAAUUUUGUGAGAUAUUCUUCAUGUUGCACUUAAUACAUCGUAAAAAAUAAAACACUUGGAUUCACUGAUAAUAUAUAACUUUAAGUUUAUGCGUAAGCACUUCUGUUUUGAAUAGAAUAAAACUGAGCAUAGCCGUGUGUGAGUCUAUGCUCUGCAUUUCGGGAACGUUCUGUAAGUACUUGCAAAUUUUGAACAAAAUGUUUGGUAAUUACGAAAUAUUCGCAGUCAGACUGUGUGAAGCGACGUACUAAGUGGUUUAACUUAGCCCUGUUAUUUAUGUAUAUAUUAAGCAUUGUAUAGACUGGAUGAUAAAUAAACUUAUGUUGACACUACAAA
Messenger RNA from Acanthoscelides obtectus, 5198 nucleotides. NCBI's taxonomy places the organism in Eukaryota, Metazoa, Arthropoda, Insecta, Coleoptera, Chrysomelidae. The record is from the annotation of a GenBank genome assembly.